This is a messenger RNA of Ricinus communis (castor bean), 1406 nucleotides long. Its product is annotated as syntaxin-132. Gene Ontology annotation, biological process: exocytosis; vesicle fusion; intracellular protein transport. Gene Ontology annotation, molecular function: SNAP receptor activity; SNARE binding. Gene Ontology annotation, cellular component: SNARE complex; endomembrane system; plasma membrane. The record is from RefSeq and is a predicted model, not a curated record. The transcript is spliced from 13 exons. NCBI's taxonomy places the organism in Eukaryota, Viridiplantae, Streptophyta, Magnoliopsida, Malpighiales, Euphorbiaceae. Bases 280 to 1194 code for a protein of 304 amino acids.
ACGAUUUCAACGCGAAAAAACAGCGAUCAAUUUCUCUCUCUAAAUUUUUUUUUUUUUUUGUUUUCAAAGAAAACCCUACUAAAGAUUUUAUUUUUAUGUUACAGAUUAAAUUAAGACCUGGUUUUUGAAAAAAAAAAGAAAACCAGGUCCAAUUCAAUCCCUUCCACACCUCAUCAGAAAGUUCUCCUCUUUUUUCAGCAUUUGAUCCUUGUUUCUUCUUCGUUCCCUAAUUUGAGCAGUUAAGGAGAAAGGAGUGUCCUUUGAGCUGCAUCUCCAACAAUGAACGACCUUUUAUCAGAAUCCUUUGAGAUCCCUCGUGGUCAGGGCUCUAGAGGCGGAGAUAUUGAGAUGGGAAUGAAUUCUGGAGAUUUGGGCUUGGAAAAUUUCUUUAAAAAGGUUCAAGGUAUUGAGAAAGAAAAUGAGAAGCUAGACAGGCUACUCAAAAAACUCCAGGAUGCCCAUGAGGAAACAAAGGCAGUGACCAGAGCUCCUGCUAUGAGAGCAAUCAGGCAACGAAUGGACAAAGAUGUUGAUGAAGUUGGAAAAAUUGCUCGUACAGUGAAGUCAAAGAUUGAGGAACUUGAUAGAGAGAAUAUAUCGAAUAGGCAGAAGCCAGGAUGCGGAAAAGGAACAGGUGUAGACCGAUCAAGAACCUCAACAACAAUGGCCUUGAAAAAGAAGUUGAAAGAUAAGAUGGCUGAAUUUCAGAACCUAAGGGAAACUAUCCACCAAGAGUAUCGAGAUGUUGUUGAUAGACGUGUUUUUACAGUGACUGGUGCAAGAGCAGAUGAAGAGACGAUUGACAGAUUGAUUGAAACUGGAGAUAGUGAACAAAUUUUCCAGAAAGCAAUUCAAGAGCAAGGCCGAGGCCAGAUAAUGGAUACUCUGGCAGAAAUUCAAGAGCGCCAUGAUGCUGUUAGAGAUUUGGAGAGGAAGCUUCUGGAUUUGCAGCAGGUUUUUCUGGAUAUGGCAGUCUUGGUGGAUGCACAAGGGGAAAUGCUCGACAACAUAGAAUCACAGGUCUCGAGUGCUGUGGAUCAUGUGCAGUCGGGGAAUACUGCUCUCCAAAAGGCCAAGAAGUUGCAAAGGAACUCCAGGAAAUGGAUGUGCAUUGCUAUCAUCAUCCUUCUAAUCAUCGUUGUAAUCAUCGUUGUUGCUGUGAUCAAGCCAUGGAAUAACAACAAGGGUGCUUAGCAUCUUCACUAUUUGUAUAUUGUAUAAAUGAGUGAGCAUCAACUUCUAUACCUCUUUCGGCAAUUUCUAUUAUUUUGCAGCUUAUUUUAUGAACUCAGCUUCUGUCCCACUAAUUCUAUGACAAGCUUGGUUGCGAGUCUAUUACUUUCCAUAAUUAUAUGUAUUUAUUCUUUUGUUAUGCAAGAAAAUAAAGCUAAAGAAAAGUUUGUUUA